UCAACGGAAAGAGCCAAAGAUCAGUGCCACCUGUCAGUGUCCAUCAAUGCCAGCUGUCAGUGCUCAUCCUUGCCACCUGCCAGUGCCCAUCAGUGCCACAUUUCAGUGCCUACCAGUGCACAUCAAUGCCACUUAUCAGUGCCCAUCUGAGCUGCCUUUCAGUGUCACCCAUCAGUGCCAGUCAGUGCAACCUGUCAAUGCCAAUCAGUGCCACCUAUCAGUGCCAUGCCCAUCAGUGCCACCUAUCAGUGUCCAUCAGUGCAGCCUAUUAGUGCCUAUCACUGUAGCCUCAUUAUCGCACUUCAGUGAAGGAGAAAAAUCACUUAUUUACAAAAUUUUAUAA
Staurois parvus is the source of this 343-nucleotide messenger RNA. The record is from the annotation of a GenBank genome assembly. NCBI's taxonomy places the organism in Eukaryota, Metazoa, Chordata, Amphibia, Anura, Ranidae.